This is a messenger RNA of Bufo gargarizans (Asiatic toad), 2622 nucleotides long. RefSeq names its product claudin 1 (gene CLDN1). NCBI's taxonomy places the organism in Eukaryota, Metazoa, Chordata, Amphibia, Anura, Bufonidae. The record is from RefSeq and is a predicted model, not a curated record. The transcript is spliced from 4 exons. Gene Ontology annotation, cellular component: plasma membrane; bicellular tight junction. Gene Ontology annotation, molecular function: structural molecule activity. The coding region runs from base 179 to 814 and encodes 211 amino acids. Gene Ontology annotation, biological process: bicellular tight junction assembly; cell adhesion.
AAUAAGACUGAUUGACAACACUGUGUAUUUAGUAGGUCGACUCUCCAGCUGCUCAUCCACUCUCCUUACAUAGUCUAUAGAGUAGGUAGACACUGUGUCCAGUCCUACUUUACAAAUCUAGUUGAAUUAUCUUAGAGGAAAGAAUUUUUCUUACUCUGCGCUCUGUUUAUUCAAGAAGAUGGCCAAUGCAGGCUUACAACUGUUAGGAUUUGCUUUGGCUUGUGUAGGGUGGAUUGGGUUUAUAGUAGCAGUAGCUAUUCCUCAAUGGAAGAUGUCUUCUUUCGCUGGAGAUGCCAUCAUAACAGCACAAGUGACCUAUGAAGGACUAUGGAUGUCCUGUGUCAUGCAGAGCACAGGGCAAAUGCAAUGCAAAUCAUAUGAUUCUCUGCUGAAGUUGGGAAGCACUAUGCAGGCCACCCGGGCACUGAUGAUCUGUGGGAUUCUCCUGGGGUUUUUUGCUGCUUGCAUUGCUGCAGUCGGUAUGAAAUGUCUAACCUGUCUACAGGAUGAUGAGGUGAAGAAAGCCAAGGUUGGGAUCGUAGGUGGCGCUCUCUUCAUUAUUGCUGGACUUUGUGUUCUUGUUGCUACAGCAUGGUAUGGAAACCAAAUUGCCAGAGAUUUCUACAAUGCAUUUACACCACUCAACUCCAAGUAUGAGUUUGGUCCAGCUUUAUUUAUUGGUUGGGCUGGUUCUGCACUGGCCAUUUUGGGAGGUGCUCUUCUGUGCUGCUCUUGCCCCAAACGAGAAACAUCUUACCCACCACCAAGAGGCUACAACAAAAACGCACCUUCUACAGGAAAGGACUACGUGUAAUUCAGAGUGAUACUGAAUAUUUCACUGGGACUUGACAAUCUUUUCUCUUACUGCCACCAGAAAAACAAAACCACUUGCCAGAAUUACCUGCUAUUUUACCAGCAACACAAUCCAUUAGUCUAAUAAUUGGAUGAAAGUGGUUCAAAACCUCUUGGCCAGAAAGUAAAGCGAUGACGGUUGUGAACUUAUUAAUUGAGCUGCGGCUAAAGGGUCAAAAUGCAGCUAUUAGUGAAGUCAAAAACAAAAUAGCAAUUCCAUUGAUUUUGUCUUUAUAAUGUGUUGCAUACACUAGAGCAUAAGAGUAGAUAGGCUUAUAUAUGGAAAUGUAUGCAUCAGUCAUGAUAAAGUACAUUGCAAAUCCUGCUAAAUAGCCAUUAAAAUGUAUUUCUAUAUGAAUAACAUACACACCAUCACUAAUUACUCUCCUAUACACACAUUAGUAAGUAUUAAGUACUAUUACAUAUCAGAAUCUCAAAGGUUAUUUUUUGCAUAAUGAGGAAUUACGGGAUGUACAGCUCAUUUGUCAUAGUUAAAUGGAGCUAAGCAACUAUUUAUUGCAUUUAAUGAACCACUAUGUAGACCAGCAGCACUAUAUCUUGGACUUUAUGAACUAGGGUCAACAAACACGAGAUAGUGUGAAACCAUGGCAUUUUAUGCAGUAGUUUUCUUGGAAUUAAAUUUUGCAUGGAUUUUGAUAAGGUACUCCCUUCAUUAGUCUACACAGUACAUGCACCUGAGCAAUAAUUAACAUUGGGACACUUUUUGGUGCAUUAAUCACACCCUUAUGAACAUGAGGCAGUAAGAACUGGUACUUGUUUGCCCCAUUUCCUUGGUCCUCUGGUUACUUCUCCAUACUCGUGAUUUCUAAUGAUGCAGAACCUGUGAAGAGGAGAUUCAGUCAAGCUGGCUGCACCUCUCUCCCCAGGGGCCCCAUACUUGCUUCAUAGACUUAUUCUAUGGUACGUACACUGUUGACUCUCUUAAAGAAAUGCUACACAAUAGAAAAUGCACAAACAAUAAAUUAGCACUUGCCAUACUCCCUUGUUGUGAUCCUGAUUAUCAGUAAGAUCAUCUAUGUCCCUUGUCUUCUUCCUCAUUGCCUAACAUUGGGUGAACCCAUAGGAACAUUGAUUUAGAAGACCACCCAAAUGUCAGAGACCUGCAGCUCUCUAUUCAUUGUGGAAGGACAAUAGAGUCUGUGGUACAAAAACCAAUGUAGAAACUUCCUCUGCCAUCUUCAAAGAGGAUCAAUGCCACUACAUAAGUACAUAGACACUUUGUAACCUAUUUAUGCCACUUUUGUGGCACAAAUACAGCCGGUUUCAUAUUUUGUUGCUCGCUCUUUGUGUGGCAAAAUGUGUGCGAUAUUUCCCCUUUCACGCCACUUUUCAGAAGUGGUGAGAAAAGGGGGCCUUCUGUGGGCAGGGAGCUGACAGCACUGCAGGCCUGCCACAUUUAUCCUUCUUCAAGCCACGUGAAAACUUAAAUCUACGACAGCUAGGAGGCUGCCUUAGAUUUAAGUGUGCCUCUGUAUAAAUUUGACCCAUCCUCCAGCAGCACAAAGGGAAUUAAGACUGGCUUACUGAUAAAUGUCCAACAUAAUCCUUAAAACUAUGGUUUAUAUCAAUGACAUUUUUUUAGAGUAUUAGAAAUAUGUAUUGUCUAGAGUCAGCAUGAAAAUUUCAAGGCCUGAAAAGCCCAAGAUAUCCAAAUAUAAAUGGGCUUUGGAGUCUGUGCAUACUUUAGUAUAAUAAACCUGAUUUAAUUGAUUUUGUGAUUUUUUUAAUAAAUAACUUUUUUGUAAUAGC